UAUAUGUGAUAUUCAAAGCAAUAAACAGUUAAAGAGUGAGACAAACAAUGAAUGAAAUUAUGGAAAAUAACAAACUUUUGGUCAAACAGUUGAUGUGUUUAAUGACAACAAAUGUUAACCAAAUGUCAGAUAAUUUGAUUAAUAAUGAAAUAAUUGAAGAAUCAAUCGUUUACUUAAAGCAAUCCAUUGAAGACUAUAUCAAUUCAUUGUCAUUACAAACAAGUGAUUGUCAAUACAUACUAUUGGAUGAUAUUUAUGAAGACAUGGACACCAAAUGUGAGGCAAUCUUAGACAAGAUGUGGGAAACAAUCAAUUGUUGUGAUUGGAGUCGAGUUGUCGUUGAUAUCAGAUAUUGUUUUGCUUUGGUUUCACUAUUAAAGGCUUUUCUAAAGAUUUGGUCGACAAUGUCAUCAAAUGACAGACAAUUUUGUUUGACUCAGAAAUUAUUGGCUUUAAAAGCAUUAGAUUUCGGACUUUUAAUGAGUCCUAAACUUAAGGAUAAUAUUUUAGCUAAAAUGGCACAAAUCAUACAUAAAGACAUUAGUGAUGACCAACCAUAUAGUGAUAAUUGCAGUGAUAGUCUUAAACGCAAGUUAUAUGCAAAUAAAAAGAUUGACUUUUCUACCAAAAGACAAAACAUCAUCAAUGAUGACAAUAAGGAAGUUAUAAAAGAUAUCAUUAAACUCAAUGAUAAUGAAUGUGAAUUAACAUCACUUUUGCCAUAUUAUAAAAAUAUAAAUAAAAACCAAAUUCAAAGAGUAAACGAUAUAGACUUCAAUACAUUUUGUGAUCAAUAUUUGCGACCGAAACUACCGGUGAUUGUCACGGAUUGUAUGAGUGAUUGGCCAGCAAUGAGUUGUCGAAAGUGGUCUAUAGAUUAUAUUAAGAGAGUUGCCGGAUAUCGAACUGUUCCCAUUGAGAUUGGCAAUAAAUAUACCGAUGAGGAAUGGUCUCAAAAGUUAAUGACUAUCAAUGACUUUAUUGAUAAGUUUAUAAUGAAUUCCUGGUGCAAACCUGUUGGCUAUUUAGCUCAACACAAUCUUUUUGAUCAAAUUGAAGAACUUAUGGCUGAUAUAUCGAUUCCAGACUUUUGCAGUAUUACUGAUGAGGAAUGUGUUGAUGUGGACAUAAAUGCCUGGUUUGGUCCUAAAGGGACUGUUUCACCGUUACAUUACGAUCCCAAAGAUAAUAUAUUUGCACAAAUGAUGGGACAAAAAUAUAUUAGAUUAUACAGCUAUGAGACGCCCCGGGAGGACAUAUAUCCUAAUGAUUGUAGACUUUUGUGUAACACAAGUCAAGUGGACUUAGAAAAUGUUGAUUUGCAAAAGUUUCCUAAUUUUAAUACUUUAGAUAAUUAUUAUGAAUGUAUACUAAAUGAGGGAGAAAUGCUUUUUAUGCCUAAAAAUUAUUGGCAUUUUGUUAAAUCUUUGUCUAAUUGUUUCUCAAUUAGUUUUUGGUGGAAAUAA
Messenger RNA from Oppia nitens, 1466 nucleotides. Its product is annotated as lysine-specific demethylase 8-like. The record is from RefSeq and is a predicted model, not a curated record. Gene Ontology annotation, molecular function: histone H3K36 demethylase activity. Gene Ontology annotation, cellular component: nucleus. Lineage: Eukaryota; Metazoa; Arthropoda; Arachnida; Sarcoptiformes; Oppiidae. Bases 48 to 1466 code for a protein of 472 amino acids. The transcript has a single exon.